Molecule: messenger RNA, 708 nt
Organism: Danio aesculapii
Lineage: Eukaryota; Metazoa; Chordata; Actinopteri; Cypriniformes; Danionidae
Product: N-acetyltransferase family 8 member 3
Exons: 2
Coding region: 1-708 (235 amino acids)
Molecular function (GO): N-acetyltransferase activity
Source: RefSeq, a predicted model, not a curated record
AUGGAAAUGAAUAACUUGCACAGUAUAAUCCGGCCCUACAAGCCCACAGAUAAGUCUGCCGUUAUCUCCCUCUUCCGCUUUGGCAUUCUGGAGCACAUUUACCCAGCUUUCUUCAAGGCCAUGAGCCACCAGGACCAUAUUGGGGUGACCCUGAGUGUCUCUGUGGCCGGAUAUGUGCUCGGAGGGAGCUCGUACUUCCAGGCCUUUCUCUUCGGAGGAGCCUGGGCCUGUUUGGUCUACUACUGCUGCCACGAGAUCUACCAAAGCAACCUCAACCGCAAGCUGGAGCUGGAAAUGGCUGAUAUUCAGACUAACUUCUUGGAUAACCAGGCCAAUAACUUCUGGGUGGUGGAGACGGAGGUGUAUGGGAGGACAAAAGUGUCUGGAAUGCUGGGUGUAAUUGGUGUGAAGGACGAUGUUUUGAAUGCUAAUGCUAAUAAUGCAGCGGAGGUGUUUCAAUUGAUCGUGUCUUUCCAAAAGAGACGCAAAGGAUUGGGGACUCAGUUGGUAGAGAAAGCCUUGGAGUUCUGUAAGGAACAGGGACUUUCUUGUUUGGCAGUAGAAGUGAGUUCUCCACAAACCGCAGCUAUUUCUCUUUUCCGCAAACUGGGCUUUAUUGAGACUUCAGUGCACAACAACACACACUCCAACCAUUUGUUCUCAAAACUGGCCCGGAUCAACAUCAUACGAAUGGAGAAGCAUCUCUGA